Penicillium waksmanii is the source of this 1086-nucleotide messenger RNA. RefSeq lists its product as uncharacterized. Bases 1 to 1086 code for a protein of 361 amino acids. Lineage: Eukaryota; Fungi; Ascomycota; Eurotiomycetes; Eurotiales; Aspergillaceae. The record is from RefSeq and is a predicted model, not a curated record. The transcript has a single exon.
AUGCGGCCUUUCUUCUCCAUUCCAGUGGUCCCGUCACUGGUCGUCUUACUCAACCUUACAUCGAUUGUCUUCGCAACCCCACUGUCACUAGAGAACGUCGAAGAAAGCGAACUUGAGAAGCGGUCAUGCUCGAAUCCCUGUGGCUUUUAUUCUCAGCUUUGUUGCGCCACUGGCGAGACUUGCACCACAACAAGCGGAAAUCAGGCAAAGUGCGUCUCGGGCUCCUCUGGUUCAGGCGGCGAAUGGGAAUACUAUACAACAACAUACAUCGUGACCGAAACCGAUCAAUCUACCAUCACAUCAGUCUGGAGCAGCCGUGCCGCCGCCGCGACUACCUCAUCAGGAACUUGCAGAAUAGACCUGGGCGAGACUAAGUGCGGCAGCACUUGCUGCGACGCAGCCCAGGAGUGUUCAAAUGGUGAGUGUAUUGCAGAAAGCUCUUCGGCAGCAGUGGCUACUGGCACAGAAGCUACUGGAGAGGCCACGCCUGGCGUCCGAGGAACUAGCGUAUCUACUGCGACGGAGACCUCAGAACCCACCACCACCGAAGCAUUCACCGCGCCAGUGGGAACAAAUGGCGCCGAUUUGAUCGGAGCCAAGGCAGCGGGAGAUAAAGGAGGAUUGAGUGGUGGAGCUAUUGCGGGUAUCGUCAUCGGCACAAUUGCAGGUAUUGUUCUGCUGCUCCUUUUGUGCGGUUGCCUGUGCUUUAAGGGUGCUCUCGAUGGCCUUCUUGCGGCUCUUGGUAUUCGCAAGCGCCGCAGAAACGAUACCACUGUCGUCGAAGAACGCUACUCUCAUCACUCCGGCAGUCGACCUCGACCUCGACCUUCGGGUGGCAGGACCUGGUUUGGUACCCGACCCCCAGCAGCCUCCGAUAGUGAGCUCAGCGAGAAGAAGAAGUCCAAAUGGAGCGGCUGGGGUACGGUUGCUAUUGUCCUUGGAGCGCUUGCUCUGUGUCUGGGACUGAAGAGACACAAGGACCAGGAGCAUGAUGAUGAUCGGUCCUCUUACACCUACCCAAGCUCCUAUUAUUACUCGGAUACAUACACAUACUCUGGCAGUAAGUUCUCGAGCCUUGAGGAUUGA